AUGGCUACCAGCGAAAACGAGUUACUGACACGAUCGGCGUUCUGGAACAUUACUCCUAUUACCAUGUUACCUGUGACAAAUUCCGGCCGUGCACGGUUUCUGCACAGGCGCGAUUGGGGAUUGGCCGUUGGCGGUGGAUUCGUCCCGACCUCGUGGAAGCGAGCUCCACUAUUUAGCCCUUUACGAGAGAUCGCCGGUGACGGAGGUAAUGAAUAUCCAUUAUAG
Penicillium samsonianum is the source of this 225-nucleotide messenger RNA. RefSeq lists its product as uncharacterized. The transcript has a single exon. Lineage: Eukaryota; Fungi; Ascomycota; Eurotiomycetes; Eurotiales; Aspergillaceae. Bases 1 to 225 code for a protein of 74 amino acids. The record is from RefSeq and is a predicted model, not a curated record.